AUGCCGGCCAAAGACAGCAAGACCGCGUCAGAGCCCCAGGCGCCGCCAGAGAUCACAGGCCAGAGCUCUCUUCCAAUGGCUCGUAUAAAGAAGAUAAUUCAGCUAGACGAAGAUAUUGUCCAGUGCUCGAACAAUGCGACAUUCGUCGUCGCGAUGGCUACCGAACUCUUCAUUCAAUACCUUACCGAGCAAGGACAUAAUGUUGUCAAGUCAGAACGGAAGCCGCGGAAGACUAUCCAGUACAAGGACUUAGCGACGGCCGUUUCACGAAUAGACAACCUCGAGUUCCUCGCCGAUGUGAUACCGAAAACAACGACUUAUAAGCAAUUCAAAGAGAAGCGAGCAAAAGAAACCGCCAAGGAUACUGGAGUCGAGAAAGGACAGCGCACAUUGAACGGAGCCCUACCGCCGGCACCGGAGGUGGACGCGGAUGCACAAGAUGGGAAGAAGGAAGCCUCUGUUCCUCGAGGUUCGAGACCACCAACUGUGAUGUCGCUGGUUGAUGGAGGCGCCGAGCCCCAGACGAAAGAUGACGAUGUGGAAAUGGCGGAUUCGUGA
Aspergillus calidoustus is the source of this 558-nucleotide messenger RNA. The record is from the annotation of a GenBank genome assembly. NCBI's taxonomy places the organism in Eukaryota, Fungi, Ascomycota, Eurotiomycetes, Eurotiales, Aspergillaceae.